UACUUCACUUCCAAUGAAUGUGGCCAUGGAAAUGCAAGUGGAUGAAGUGGUCCAUUCUCUUAAGGAUGAGGUAGAAACAUGGUGUACUGACCAAUUAAUGACAUAUGUCUGAAAACUAGCAACUGAGAACCUCAAUCACCGUGUUUACAUUUCUAAUCAAGAAGAUGCUCAUCUAUGUACUCAACAACCCAGGUUUCCUUGCAUCUGAGCUGCUGAAGCGCUUCAAAAACAACAUCUCAUGUUUCCUAAAGAGGAUGAUGCCUGGACAAGCAGCACAAGUGGUUCAGGAGGAAGAGGGUAAUUCAGUUGAGUUUCCUGAGCUACCCAGCUGCCGUGAUUCAAUAAUCACCAGGAAAUGUUGAUGAUGGUGCUCUCCUGAGCUCCUGCCUGUCCCAGGGAAGACAAAAUCAUUGAAACUGUGCAAAUAAAGUGUUGCUUCGCUGGAAUGAGGUCUCAUUGCUGUUUAUGCGGUGGCUGGCUGCUCAGGACAGGAAGGAAGAAAGUAAUCCAGAAAAGUGUCCUGACCUGCGUCUGCUGCUGCGAUUUAACAACCACCCGGAUAUUUUGAUGACACUGCUCUCUGGAGCUCCUCUCUUUCCUCCGGGAAAAAACGAAUGAAACAAAGAAAAUAAAGUGUUAUUUGGCUGAAGUGAGGUCUCCUGGCUGUUUACGUGGUGGCUUGCUGCUCAAUACAGGGACCAGGAAAUGAGUCCUGCCGCUCCUCUACUUCAGCUCCACCAGGGUGUCUCAGACACCUCAAUGUGAAUGUGGUCAACACAGAACUCUCAGUUGGGAGCCCCAUCAUCGGAUGCAUUUCCUGUUGCUGCUGUAACAAAUGACCACAAUCUUAAAACAACACAAAGUCACCGUUACAGUUCUGGAGGUCAGAAGUCUAAGUCCCUGCGCCUGGUGGCCCCCAUGUUGAAUGGGACCAGGGGCAUCCAUCGCCUGGGUGGGGCAGUGGUCCCAGAGGGCAAUCAGAAGAAGGAAAGGACGAUGCUCCAGUUCCUGACCAACCAUUUCUACGAUGUGGAGGCUCUGAGGGGUUACUUGUUCCAAAGGGAGAUGUCCAAGGUGCAUCUGAAAAAUCGAUCCUUCACCUGGCUGGAGGAGCAACAUGGUCCAUACAGUGCAGGUGCCUUUUUCAUCCUGAAGCAAGGAGGCGCAGUCAAGUUUCGAGACAAGGAGUGGAUCAGGCCCGAUAAGUAUGGCCAUUUCUCUCCAGAGUUCUGGAAUUUCCGGGAAGUGCCUGUCGAAGCUGUGGAUGCCAGUGACUGUGAAAUCAACUACGAGGGCCUGGACAACCUCCUGCUCCUGAAGGAGCUCCAGUCCUUGUCGCUGCAGCGCUGCCCCCACGUGGACGACUGGUGUCUCAGCCGCCUCUACCCACUGGCCGACUCGUUGCAGGAGCUCUCGCUGGCCGGUUGUCCCCGCGUCUCCGAACGGGGCCUUGCCUGCCUCCACCACCUCCAGAACCUCCGCAGGCUGGACAUCUCGGACCUCCCUGCCGUGUCCAACCCAGGCCUCACUCAGAUCUUGGUGGAGGAGAUGCUGCCCAAUUGCCAGGUUGUGGGGGUCGACUGGGCUGAGGGCCUGAAGUUGGGGCCAGAGGAGCAGCCUCAGGACACAGCCAGCCCUGUCCCUGCCUAGCCUUCAGCCCUGUCCCCACUCGAGUGGCUUCUCAGCGGGCUGCAUGGAAUGUCUGGUAGCUCGCCACACUUCUGGCUUCCAUUUGUCUUCACUCAACAUGGGGGUGGGGGAAUGGUGCUGGCCAAUCACAGGGAGAGAGCAUGAAGUCCCAGUAUUUAUUCCUGACUGCCCUUGGCUAAAGGUCACAGCUCCUGUCACUCUUUCAGACAGCCCUUUCCAUGCCCCUCUUCAGGCCUGGGGAGGUAAAGUCUCAGGCUGUCAGUAGCUGCAGAGAGCCACACUCACCUUGUCAAGAGACUCUUCUCAAACUGUCCUUAUGUGAGUGCACUGCCAUUUCUUGCAGUGACCCUGACUGACACAGGAGCUGCUACUGACACUUUACAGGGAUGGUUCUCCCCCAUACAGGGCCUCUCUGCUCACUAUAGGAUGUGCAGCAUCCUUUGCCCCACUCACUAAAGGCCAGCACACCCCCAGGCCCCAUGGUAUUGCUGGUUAUGGAUUUAUUGACUUUAUAUUCCAAAUUCAGCUUUUUUGGUCUGCGUUUCUUUGGAAGGGGGAUAAGCUUUGUCAGUAGAGGGCACCAAACAGGCAUUACAGGAGGAAAGGCGCCUCCUCCUUCCUGGUUCCUGUUGGUUGUGCUUCUGCCUCUGGACCCCGCGGUACGUGUGGCUUCCCCAGCACCCAGCUCCUGAAGCACCAGGCGGUCAGCAGCUGCCCUUGGCACCCUCCAGCCCCCAGAAGUUGCGUAGGAGACACAGCACCUCCACUGAGGCACCUCUCUGGGAAUAACAUUCCCCAGCACCCCAGAUGGAUUUCCAGUCAAUUCAGAAGCAUUUCACCAGUGAAGCCCUCAUUAUUCCAGUUCACUGUUAAAGCCAGUAAUUCUCUAUAUUAAACUUUCCCUGUUCAAGUUA
Messenger RNA from Cercocebus atys (sooty mangabey), 2564 nucleotides. It is a transcript of the gene DMAC2, whose product is annotated as ATP5S-like. NCBI's taxonomy places the organism in Eukaryota, Metazoa, Chordata, Mammalia, Primates, Cercopithecidae. The record is from RefSeq and is a predicted model, not a curated record. The coding region runs from base 766 to 1650 and encodes 294 amino acids. The transcript is spliced from 9 exons.